CGCCGGAGCUUGCUUUCUCGGCCUUAGUGCCUACUGAAAAGUCGGUCGGUAGCUAUAAAUUCGUAAUCUAUAUAUAUAAAUUGUUUAUAUUCAAUCGAAAUAGUUAAUCAGUGAACAUUAACUGUGCGAACAACAAUUAUUCGUGAACGGACGCAGAAGUCUUACUGUGCCGCCUGGACUCGGAUACUUUGGAACUGGUCGUUUGCUUCUUGCUUGCCAGUUCGUCGCUUCGUUGGUUCCUCAAUGAUGAUCUCUGGCUUGCUGUUGCUUUGAUUUGAUUGGUGCCACAGUUGCCAUCUGCCAUCUGCUACUUCUCUACGUUGUUGUUGCAUUAUACUGUUACUAUUACUGUGCUUGCUAUUGUUGUUGCCGUCGUGCCAUUACUAUUACUAGAAGUUGCCGCAGUUGCUGAGGCUGCGUUACACUUUGAAUAUCGGUCAAUGGUAACGGGCUUUUAAGCAGGUGCAACUGCAACUGCUGCCAGACAAGGAACCAGACACAGACAACACAGCACAGCACAACUAGCGGGACUGCGAGGGAGAGCUGAAGGAAUAUAAAAACAUGUCACUUAAGAAAGAAACACCCUCGGAUGUGAUGUUGCAUCUGGCGGCGCUACGUGGAGAUGUCGUUGAGCUGCGUCGAGUGCUGGAUACUGGGAAAGUGCAUGUGGACUGUAAGGAUGAGGACGGCACCACACCACUAAUUCUGGCUGCGGCGGGCGGACAUAUCCAUUGUGUAUUGGAGUUGCUGGAACAGGGCGCGGAGUUGAACUCUCGACGAUCCACAGGCACCACAGCGCUCUUCUUUGCCGCACAGGGCGGGCACUUGGAUGUGGUGCGCAUUUUGCUGAAGGCACGCGCCAAAGUGGACACGCCAUCGUUGGACGGUGGCACGCCCCUCUUUGUGGCCGCUCAAGGCGGACAUGUGAAGAUUAUCAGAGAGCUGUUGGACUGUGGCGCCGAUGUGAAUGCCUGCAUGAAGGAUCGCGCUUCGGCGGCAUUUAUUGCGGCUCAGAAUGGACAUCGUACGGUGUUGUCUCUGUUGAUCCUGGCGCAUGCAUCGAUGGAUAUCAAACGCAUCGAUGGCGCCACACCACUAUGGAUAGCCGCCCAAAUGGGACACGAUCAUAUCUGCAAAGUGCUGCUGCAAAACGGCGCCAAUGUGGACACUGUGCGCUGUGAUGGUGCCACGCCACUCUUCAAAGCCGCCCACAAGGGUCACGCCUCGGUUCUAACUGUGCUACUCAAAUAUCGGCCCAAUUUGGGCAUCCUACCCAACGGCGAGUCGGCGCUCCAUGCGGCUGCCAUGUUCGGGCAUAUGACCGUGUGUAAACAGUUGGUUGCUGCCGGCAGUGAUGUAAUGUUGAAGAAUCAGGAUGGUUUGACGGCCAUGGAGUUGGCGCACCAUGAGAACUAUACGUCGAUCUGUGAAUAUCUGAGAGAUCGUAUGCGAACAGUCAUGCAACGCAAUACAUCCGCGUUGGCCAAGAUGCGGCUAUCGACGUAAAGUCAAAAGCGGUGGAGUCGCAGGAAUGACCAAAAAUAAAAAACCCCUUCGAAGUACCUUUUUGCACAAUA
Molecule: messenger RNA, 1577 nt
Organism: Drosophila nasuta
Lineage: Eukaryota; Metazoa; Arthropoda; Insecta; Diptera; Drosophilidae
Product: ankyrin repeat domain-containing protein 29
Exons: 5
Coding region: 562-1506 (314 amino acids)
Molecular function (GO): protein binding
Source: RefSeq, a predicted model, not a curated record